Daphnia magna is the source of this 3013-nucleotide messenger RNA. RefSeq lists its product as uncharacterized. Gene Ontology annotation, molecular function: protein binding. NCBI's taxonomy places the organism in Eukaryota, Metazoa, Arthropoda, Branchiopoda, Diplostraca, Daphniidae. Bases 451 to 2667 code for a protein of 738 amino acids. The transcript has 3 exons. The record is from RefSeq and is a predicted model, not a curated record.
CUUUUCAGCCGUUUCCAGCAAACACCGUCUGGGUCUAAUGACGAGCACAUGUUGGAAGAACAUGUGGAUCUUUAAGGAUACGUUUGUGAAUUUGGAAUUAAGGGGGUUGUAUUACUGUUCUAAUUGUAAUACUUGUUUCACUACGUAAUUACUGUGCAAGAUUACUCCAUCUCUCCAGUAGUGUUUUCGGUUAAUCAAUCUACGUUAUUUGGCAAAUCGUAAGUAAGUUUCAGACACCUCGUGGAACGAGCUCAGCUCUAACUUUCAACAACUUCCAAGAAAUUGAAAAUUCAGUCUUCUUUAGAUAUACCACCUUAUAAGUUAGCUGGUUACUUACCCCAAGGAACCUGUCCAUACAUGUGUUUGUUUGAAUAACUUUUUGUUUUAAUUUCUCCUUUUUUCAACAGUCCUCGUUAGACAGCACCACAAAGUCCCCAAAAUAUAGGAAAAAUGCGUGUGACCAACGGUUCUGCUGACCAACGAGAGCUGUUUAAGCCCGAUGACGAUAUACAUACGUCAAUGCGCCUUUUGUCUGGUGCUUUAAACGAACAUAUUCAAAAACAUCGUUCAUCUGAAGGUGUUCAUAAGACAAAGUUUCUGUUCCAUCAACUUGUGGAUUUUAUGCUGGCCAGCUGGUCGACGUUUUUCGUACCGGGAAAGUCGUCAAAAUACAAGAAAAUCUUCCAGCGAGCUCUUGGGAUUCAACCCCAGCUGGCACAACUUGAUGAAGAAUCUUUCGACAUUGAUCGUCAUCAACAUGACUUGGAAUGUCUAGCUAGGAUGGCCUCUUCCAUUAAGCGUGAAGAUAUCGUACAAGAAAUUCGCAUGCUACUACCUCAUCAACCUCCAAUACCAAAUGCUACGGCGAUUAAUUUGAGCAGGAAAGAAGGCUGGGUCAAAUUGGAAGAAGAAGGAAAGCAUCACUAUGAAAUGAAAGAAUGGAAAUUAGCUCUGGUUCUAUUUAGUCAAGCAAUUGGUUUAAAUUCGGAAGAAGGAAUUCUUUACUCUUGUCGAGCCAUGUGUGAACUUCAUUUGUCAAAAUUUCAGUUGGCCGUAGAAGAUGCUCAAGACGCGGUUGAACUCGAUCCGAAGUGCGCCGAAUACAGACGCCUUCUGUCGGAGGCAUCUUCAGGAUCUCUGCCAUGUCAGCCGAUAAAAUCAAAGCUGAUCGAUUUCUACCAAGUGGGUCGUAACUAUUUUUACGGUGAUAAUGGAUUUGUUGAAGAUCACGUGGAAGCGGAGAAAAACCUCAAAAUGGCUGCCGCAACUUUUCAUGUAAAACCCAGUUUGCUGCUUGCAAAACUGUUGCUGAAAAAUGAGAGAUCUUGUGAAGCAUUUCCUUUUCUCCAGCGUGCAGCUGAAAAAGGUGUGGUUGAAGCUCAGUACCUAUUCGGUCGCCUAUUGAUAUAUGGAGAUGGAUGCCCUCGACAUGAGCCAGCAGCCAAAAAGUGGUUCUUUAAGGCCCAUGCUCAAGGUUUUGUACCGAAAAGUAUCAAGAACGUGAGAUGGGUUGAUGAGAUUGUAAAACAUGCUGAAUCUUUGGUGCGUUUUGAGUCGGACAACAAUAUCGAUAGCAAAGGAAUCAGCCUUGCUAAAAGACUUUCACGAUUCACAUCCCAUACCAGCUUUGAGUUUGAUGGAUUUGAUGAACUUCUUAAAUCCGCCAUCCAAUUUAAUACUAGCCAUCCGACGAAAGAAACAAUCUUGAUGAAGCCGGCCAUUGAAGUGUGGAUGCCAAUGAUGAUGAAAAGAGCUCAAAAUCGUUCAUUUAAAGCCCAAUCUUUUUUUCUUGCUCAUGGACUUAUCAUGGAAGCACAAAAAUUGCUGCUUAGGAAUCAGACUGUGCAAUCACUGAAAAUGCUGCGAGAAGCUCGCAGACAAUGGGAUUAUCCCAUCAUCGAUACCUCAAUGUUUGUAGAUGCAGCUGAAGAGAUGCUGAAGAAUAAUCAAGCCAAUGCGGAAGCCUACCAUGUGUUAAUCUGCUCAGACAGAAGUUCAUCCAUUGAAAACAAACUUUGGUUGGCCAUUCAGUGUGUCAAGCUUGAUCCAUCUGUUCCUGAUUUCCAUCACUCCUUAGCCCGUGUAUAUGGCGAUAUGGGAGACUACCGAAGAGCUGUACGUUCCAUUGAUGUAGCCCUGAAGAUACUUGCGCAUUCAGACUGGUUGUACGAUCGUGCACAUCUCCUUCGAUUGAGCAAGGUUAAACCGGAUUUAGAAGUCGUCAGUGCCUUUGAGAAAUACGUUUCUUGUAGUCCCCCUGAUGCUGCUCACGUUCCCGAUGCUUAUUAUUGUAUAGCUCUAGCUCAUUACGCAAUGUCUCGUUUGAAAGAAUUCACCGUCGCUUUGAAAAAAGGUAAAAAAGCGGAGAGUUCCGAAAUUCGUUUACCGUGUUUUCGGGCUUUCAAGAAGAAUGAUUAUGUUACUAAACAAAUUCCUAAACAUAAUGUGAAGCCAAAUUCACGAACGAAUGGUAAGAAAACUGAAAAGAUCUUUGAAAUUCUGUGUGUUGUUUGUUCCAAGGGAAAUCCUUUGCUAUUUUGUCCGUUUUGUCAUAACUGGACAUGUGGAAAGGAUGAGCAAAAUAUGACGGCUGGGAUGCACGACUGUCAGGCCAGUCACAUUGCCUAUCACAAAUCAGUCGCCUCUGCCAGCACCGGAAAUUUUUAGAAUUCUACGUGUUCUAAUGAUUGUUUACCUUUCUUUUAUGUACUGCGUUUGAAUUUCUUCUUUGAGCCAUUUCAUGUUUGCAAAACUUGGUCUUUUGUGUGGAUGUUGCAAACGUUCUUGACGUUUAAAUCUCAGGGCUGUUGCUGCUGCGUAUUCAUUAUUUUUAGCUCCUUGAAUAAUGGAAUUAUUUUUGAGACUGCUUUCAAACCAUUUUAGUUGCUCGUUCAAGUGUUAAUAGCAGCAUCAUUAACUGUGCCAAGCUUUGGCAAUUACCAAUUCUUUAUAUUUCCUGUAGUUUUUAUAACACAGUUAAACUUGUUGUCCAAAUAGAGAUAAAUGGUUUGGA